AAAAGGCUUUAAAUAAAAAUCUUUCCGAGCUGAAAAUUGUGAGAUACCCCUCUUCAUUGACAGACAUAUCAUUAACGGCUGUUGGCAAUCUAGAAUGAUGACAACGGUUUCGCGUUAAUCAAUAAAUCGGAACGUUUCUGUUCUUGCGGAAACAGGGGCGGAACGGACAGUCGGCAGCCCCGCAGCCCCGGACAGAGUUAACGGUAACACCAGCUGGAUACAUGUGAGUGACAUCGUUGCCGUGGCUACGGAGCGAUGAAGCGGCUGUACAUCGGCGGGUUGAGCCACACGGUCACCCAGAAGGAUCUGAAGGAUCGAUUCGGAAAGUUUGGAGAUGUGGAGGAUGUGGAGCUCCGGACCAGGAGAGACGACGAGGGAGUUCCUUAUAAAACAUUCGGCUACAUUAACAUCAACAUUUCAGACGCCGACCUGAAGAAAUGUAUGACGGUGCUGAAUAAAUCCAAAUGGAAAGGAGGAACUCUGCAGAUUGAAAACGCUAAGGAGAGUUUCCUGCACAGGCUGGCUGAGGAGCGUCAGACGGCGGUGCAGCAGCUUCAGCAGCUGGCGGCUGAAGACCAGAGACAGAAGAUGUUGGACUCUCUGAGCAAAGCCGGCGUCGACAACUUCACCAUGAAGUCAGCGGUGCCGGGGACCGAAAUACCAGGACACAAGGACUGGGUGGUCAGUAAGUUCGGCCGCGUCCUCCCCGUCCUGCAGCUCAGGAGUCAGAGAGGCAGCAGAGCUCGGACGGUGAAGUACGACCCGUCCAAGUUCUGCCACAACAUCCGUAAGCUGGACCGGACCACCACCACCACCACGGAGGAGGAGGAGGAGCAGACCCCCGUCAGCCAGCUCACAUGGGACGUCCCGGGGGGGGACGAUGACAUCAGCAGGAAGAGGAGGGGGGAGUUUCCUCCGUACAGACCGCCGACACGCAAGAAGAGCCGGGAGACGAGCAGCAUAGAGACCCAGAAGGAUCCGGGCAGAACCAGGUGUGAUCCUCCUGCUGACUCCUUCGUUCCCUCUGAGCUCCAUCAGUUGACUAACGGACACCAGCCGUCGCUCCUCAGAGCUCCUCAGAGCAGACGGCAGCAUGUGACCGACAGCGACGUCGACUCAGACGAGGAGAUCCGCAGAAUGGUGGCGGCCCAGAACACCUCCCAUAAUGCACUGCUGCAGGAGGAGGAGGAGCUGGAGGUGGUCGGACUCGACUACCUGGAGAAGACGAGUCGUCAGCAGCACAAAGGAGGAGCGGAGGAGGACGAGGAGGAGAACGACUACGACUCUGCAGACACAGAUGAACUCUUCGCCUCCAGGAAACCUCUUCCUCCUCUUCCUCCUCCUCCUCCACCACCACAGGAGAGACUCACUGUACCUGCUGCAGAUCGUCUCUCAGGAGCCGAAGAAAAGAAGAGAGCGAUGAAGAAGAAGAAGAAAAGUAAAGCUGGAGAGGAAGAGGACGAGUCAGAUGAUGAAGAACACGUCACCUCCAGGAAACCUUCCUCCUCACAGCAGAGAGGAGAGUCUGUGAAACAGAGUUCUCAGAGCAAAAGUCAGAAGAAAAAACCUCCGUCUUCAGAGUCAGACAGUGAUGAAGAUGAGGAAGAUGAUGAAGAAAACGUCACCUCCAGGAAACUUUCCUCCUUAAAGCAGAAAGGAGAGUCUGUAAAACAAAGUUCUCAGAGCAAAAGUCAGAAGAUAACGGUCCUUCCUGUAAAACCGCCGUCCUCAGAGUCAGACAGUGAUGAAGAUGAGGAAGAGGAGGAUGAAGAUGAGGAGGAGGAGGAGGAGUCAGAACCAGCUGAUUCCAGCUCUGAGUCUGAUUAUGACUCCAUGUUCUCUAACGUCACCCGUCUGGAGAUCUCCUUCUCUGAUCUUCAGAGGCUGGCUGAAGAACACCAGCAGACCUCUGAGACUACAUCUCCCAGCAUGCUCAGCACCUCCUCCGGACUACAAACUGACCUCAAGAAACCUCCCAAGAAGGGCACCACGCCGGAGGAGAUCCUGGCCUCCCUCCUGGAGGAGGACAGCAGCGAGGAGGAGGAGCAGAGGAGCAACAAGAAGAAGAAGAAGAAAAGGAAAGCUGUCGUCUCAGCGCCGCUGCCGGCCUUCCAGGGGAUGAGAGCGCUGGAGGAGGGAGGAGAAACAGAGGAGAGAGGGAGGAGACAGGAGGAGGAGGAGGAGGAGGAAGAGGAGGAGAGAAGAGGAGGUCAGGUUAAAAAACUGAAGCUGGACGCUGAAGCUCCUCAGAUGAACCACAAAGCAACAGACAGCAAAACCAGAGGACAGAAACACAAAGAGGAGGAGGAGGAGGAGGAGGAGGAGGCCAAUCAGACAGUUCUUCCAGCUAAAGCAGCAGCUUCAUCUUCAUCCUACAGCUCCUCCUCUGAGGAGGACGAGCAAAAGAUGAUUUCAGGUAAAGCUGCUGUGAAAACAGCACCUCCUGCUGCUGCUCCUCACAGUGAGUCCUCCUCCAGUGAGGAGGAGGAGGAGGAGGAGCAGCAGGCUCCUGCCCGGGUGGCGUUAGGAGCUCAGGAGGAGCAGCAGCGUCAGAAGGAGGCCAACAUGAGGAGGCUGGCUGCCGUCCAGCAGAGACAGAAAGAAGCUGAAGAACACAAGAAGAUGAUCCAGGGAGCUCUGAAGAACCUGGAUGCUCCAGCAGCAGGAGGAGCAGGGAAACACAUCGUCUUCGGCUCUGAUGAUGAUGAUGAUGAUGAAGCAGCUAAACAGCAGACGAGCUCAAAGAAGACGCUGCUCCAGGACGGCCAAUCAGAGGAGGAGAACGGCACAAAACAAAAGCCUUCAGGUCCUCGUCUGUUCGGUGGCAGUGAGGAUGAGGAGGAUGGUGAUGAAGAGGACAGCAGGUUUGACGUCAGACCUCAGUUUGAAGGACGAGCAGGACACAAGCUGAUGGCGCUGCAGUCUCGCUUCGGAGCCGAUCAGCGUUUCAGGAUGGACUCUCGCUUCCUGGAGGAGGAGGAAGGAGCUGAGGAGGAGGAGGAGUCAGAGAUGAAGAGGAGGAGCGUGAGUGAAGACGAGGAGGCUCUGGAGGAGGAGAAGAAGAAGAACCUGUCCAUCCUGCAGAGCGUCCUGGGCAGCAGCAGCCUGCAGACCAGCAGCAAGACGCCCAGCAGGACCAAAACCUUCAGAGACGUGUCGGCGCUGCACUACGACCCCAGCAGAGAGGAACACGCUGCCUUUGAGACCAACACACACCAAACCAAGAAGGAGAGCAAGUCAGCCAGGAGGAAGAGGAGGGAGGAGGAGGAGAAGCUCCCGGAGGUCUCCAAGGAGAUCUACUACGACGUGUCUGGAGACCUGAAGGCCGUCUUCGGUCAGAACAAGAAGGAAGAAGAAGAAGAAGCUGGAGGAGAGGAGAAGACAAACUGGGACCAGGAGGAGGAGGAGGAGGAGGAGGAGGAGGAGGAGGAGGAGGAUAACCAGGAGGAGGAAGGAGAGGCGUCUCUCCUCUCAGCUGACCCAGGAGCAGAGAAGGAGAAAGAGGAGGCGUCUGGGUUCAAGUUCUCCUUCUUUGGAGACGAAGCAGAAACAGGAAGUGGAGAACCAGCCGAGUACAAGGUGGAGAACAUCCAGGCCCCGAAGGUGUCCUGGCAGCAAGACCUACGCUUCCAGGACAGCAGCUCAGAGGAGGAGGAGGAGCAGGAGGAGCAGGAGGAGCAGGAGGAGCAGGAGGAGCAGAGCACCGUCACCACUGCUGCAGCCACAGAAGAGAAAACUCCUUCACAGAGCGAUCUGUUCUUCUUCCACUCUGGAGACGUCAGACUCUCAGAGGGUCCCAGGUUGUUCUGUCGCUCCUCCCAGCUGGAGGAGCAGAGGGAGCAGUGGGAGGAGAAGAGGACGGAGCUCAGACAGGAGUACCGCAAGAAACACAAGGACGCCCGCAGGAAGCUGAAGUCCUCCCAGAGGAGCUGAGGAUUCUGGGAGCUGAAGUCCUCCCAGAGGAGCUGAGGAUUCUGGGAGCUGAAGUCCUCCCAGAGGAGCUGAGGAUUCUGGGAGCUGGAGUCUCUUUGUUUCAGUCUGGACUCCAGAAUCAGCAGCUGACUCAUUGUUUCUCUACUCUCUGUCCUGUUUUGUGGCUCAGACUGAUUUAAGCUUCAGCAGGAGACGAGAAAUAUCAACUAAAGACACAGACGUCUAGAGAAAGUUCAAGAUGAUCAGAUUAUGAGAUUUAUUUUGUAUUUUAAAGUAAAUAUUGAGAUAUUUUGUGGUGUGUUGAAGCUGCAUCUGGUCUGGUUUUCAAUGCUGCAAACUAACAAUCUGCAGCAGCUUCAGAGGACCAUUGUGCUUUAGCAAUAGAAUAAAAAUAAUUAUGAAAAACUUA
Molecule: messenger RNA, 4342 nt
Organism: Centropristis striata (black sea bass)
Lineage: Eukaryota; Metazoa; Chordata; Actinopteri; Perciformes; Serranidae
Gene: nol8
Product: nucleolar protein 8
Exons: 19
Coding region: 256-3933 (1225 amino acids)
Molecular function (GO): RNA binding
Source: RefSeq, a predicted model, not a curated record